CAACAUGCUAAUUUACUAGGAAUGCUGAAUUUCGACAGAGGCGACAUCAAACCUUCUUUUCUAUGUCCUAACGCGACGUGAAUGUAUCUAUCUCAUGCCGGUUUCUUAACUCUCGUUCAUCUAUUUGUUCGCUAUUUUUCCUAGGACCUACUUAUAUCCACUGCACUGAACUGAAGAUCCGAAUUUGAAAUCACCACCAGGCAAUUUUCUGUUUGAGGGGGUUCGGGUGACCGACUGGGUACUCACUUCAGCCAAGUUCAUCUUCAGUUGAACUAUUGUUGCUUGUCAUAUACUCUGAUAUAAGGAACGAAUAAUGGCCCUUUGAGACUCUUGGCAGCUAGAUUCCCACCUUUCUCGUCUGGCCGAACGAUAAAAUCCUCGAGGUCUGCUCCUACAGCGCAUCUUCGUGCCUCUGAGUAUUGUUAGAACGACGGAUCAGCGGUCGAAAUUGUAUUGAGCAUACGAUACUUACGUUGUUCUGCCAUGGCUCUCAUCAGUCAGACUUGGACUUUGACAGCCAAGAACUUGAAGAUCGCAUUGAUUCGCCAUCCUUUAGCAACAGUCGUUCGAGCAUUGGUGCUGCCUAUUGUUUUGGCAGCGUUUUUGAGUUUUGCUAGGAAUUUGCUGGCAACUCCUGCAGUUUACGGUAUCGGCGAUGCGCAUGCCGUCCGCUCACUGCAAGAUGCUCUGAACGUCGCCAAAGGGUCCGGUCGCGAGACGAUAGCCUUCGUAAACAGUGGCCACUCUGGUGGCGAUAUAGAUCGCGUCAUCGACCAGGUAUCAAAUAUGGUUACAGAUGGGAACAUCCAAAAACUUUCCUCAGUUACUGAGUUGAGGUCACUAUGCCGGAGCUCUCUACGUGGCGUGUCAUCAUGCUAUGGCGCAGUUGUGUUUAACUCUUCGCCUAGUGAAGGUGGCUUAUGGAACUACACUCUGCGCGCGGAUGGCUCCUUGGGUACGAAGAUUGACGCGACGAAGAGUACCAACGAUGGAGAGAUCUACACUCUGCCGCUGCAAAGAGCAGUGGACUCGACUAUUGCAAAUCUGGAUUCGACCAGUUCGUUUCCAGGCACAACGAACGAAUAUCCGUUUACCACUUUGACUCAAGAAGAGCGAGCACAGCAGAUACGGCGGAACUAUCAGUCAGCCCUUUCAAACUGGCUGGCCGUCGCUUUCCUUUUAACUAUGAUUGGGGUGUGUUACCACAUGACUGGAUUCAUGGCGACCGAGCGCGAAAAUGGCAUGUCGCAAUUGCUGGAUGCCAUGAUGCCGGCCAAACACAGAUGGCAAGCCCAAGCGGCGCGCCUGCUCUCCUAUCACAUUGCCUUCACUAUGCUUUAUAUCCCCGGCUGGGUCAUUUCGUCUUUGAUCAUUGGCCGCGGGGUUUUCGCUACGACUAGUGUUGCUAUUCCACUAAUCUACUUCAUCUUGUGCGGGUUGGCAUUAACAUCGCUAUCCAUAUUGGGCGCAUCUUUUUUCAAAAAGUCACAGCUGUCCGGUGUCGUCUCAACAAUCGUAUACUGUGUGUUAGGAGUUCUCGCACAGUCUCUUACAUCGCCCAAUAAUGCGACUGUGGCUAUACUGAGCUUGCUUUUUGCACCAUGCAAUUUUGUAUAUUUUCUCACUUUCAUUGCCCGCUUUGAGAAACAGUCACAGCCUACGAACCUAGCAAAAGGUGGCCCUGAAAGUCCAUGGACUCUUCCUGGCAUUGCCUUAUGGGUUUUUCUCGUUAUACAGAUUUUUGCUUAUCCACUGAUCGGUGCUUACCUCGAGCGAGAGCUACAUGGAUCAACGACCAAAGGUAGAACAAUACUUCAUCGCACCCAGGAUGGCCAGACUGACGGUUCUGAUUCUGCGGUACGACUGGAUGGUUUUACCAAGAUCUAUAAACCAAACGCUCUACGCCGCUUGUUCUCGUUCAUCUCACGACCACGGGAUCCUGUCGUGGCGGUCGAUAACCUUACUCUGUCUGCAGGAAGAGGCCAAAUCCUAGCUUUACUCGGGGCUAAUGGAUCGGGCAAGAGCACAACCCUUGACUCGAUUGGAGGAAUUAGUAAGUUGACAAGCGGAAAUAUCACAAUCGACGGUACGGGUGGUUUGGGAAUCGCGCCUCAAAAGAAUGUUAUGUGGGAUGAACUAACAGUAUUUGAACACAUUCGCAUCUUCAAUCGCCUAAAAUCUCCUGGAAAGCUGUCGCCUAAGGCUGAGAUCAUGGAACUUGUUCAAGCUGUUGAUCUAGGGCCAAAGAUUAAUGCACGUUCAGGAACCUUGUCUGGCGGGCAGAAGAGGAAAUUACAGCUUGGUAUGAUGCUCACCGGCGGAAGUGCAGUUUGUUGUGUCGAUGAAGUUUCUUCAGGUAUCGACCCGUUGUCGCGAAGAAAAGUGUGGGACAUUCUUUUGGCCGAGCGCGGCAAACGGACGAUCAUACUUACGACACAUUUCCUUGACGAGGCUGAUCUCCUUGCCGAUCAGAUCGCGAUCCUGUCAAAGGGUACUCUUCGUGCAUAUGGAUCUUCCGUAGAGCUGAAGGACCGUCUGGGAGCCGGUUACAGGAUCCAUGUCUUUAAUGCUCGAGACAUCAAGAAUGCCCCAGAAGUCGAAGGCGUCAUUCGCAAAUUCUCAUUCGAUGUUAUCAGUUACAUCGCAAAGACUUCCGCAGCAGCAGCCGAGGUGAUACGCGCCCUUGAAAAGAGCGGAAUCCAUGAUUACAAGUACUCGGGUCCUACCAUAGAGGACGUAUUCUUGCAGGUUGCUGAAGAAGUCAAAGGGGAGACUAUCGCCAAGCUGGACCGCAGUACUUUACCUACCGGUGUCUCCAAUGAUAAGCAGGCCAGCUCCGAAGACGUCCUGGCAGUUGAAGGCUCGGACAAGGAAGAAUUAGAACUAUUAUCGGGUCAGCGAAUCGGCUUCGGAAAGCAGAUUCUGGUCAUGUUCCUGAAGCGUUGCACGAUCUUCAAGACAAAUUGGUUUCCUUAUAUUGCAGCGUUUCUCAUCCCAAUUAUAACUGCGGGUCUGACCAGCCUCUUUAUCAAAGGACAACAACCGCCUUCAUGUACCCCGACUGAGGACAACUCGGUAGGAUCAAAUGGUGACUUCUACGCACUCCUCAACAAUGCCUUCUUGGUGGCAGGACCAGCCGCGCAAUUUACCCCGAGCAACCUGUUGCGUUUAUUUCUCCCGGUCUAUCAAGGCCAAUUGGGAGGUAGUAGCUCAUCAGGUUCUUCAGAUGGAGGAGCAGCAUCUCUCUUCAACAACCUUGCAACCGUUGAUUCCAUAAGCAACUUCAACGAUUUCAUCGUUCAAAACAGGAAGAACGUCACUCCGGCCGGUUGGUGGUUGGGAGAUGCGAAUAGUGUACCGACAAUUGCCUACUACGCGAACCACCUCGAUGUUUAUACUUCCAUCAUUGGUCAGAAUGCCUUGGAUAUCAUGCUUUCGAAUAUUAGCAUCGCCACAACCUACAGUGCUUUCGACACCCCUUGGGUACCAAAUACUGGAAACUCGCUUCAAUUGCUUAUUUACAUAGGCUUGGCGCUUUCAGCUUACCCAGCAUUCUUUGGCUUGUAUCCUAAUAUCGAACGACGUCGACAGGUCCGCGGUCUACAAUAUUCUAAUGGCGUGCGAUCUCUCCCGUUAUGGACUGCCUACAUUGCAUUCGAUUUUGCAAUUGUCGUGGCUUCCACUGCUAUUGUCGCAAUUCUAUAUGCUACAUUGUCGAGCGUAUGGUAUCACGUCGGGUAUAUUUUUCUUAUCUUCAUGUUAUACGGUUUAGCGGCUACACUGUUGGCAUAUGUCAUUUCGCUGUUCUGCAAGACGCAAUUGUCCGCCUAUGCUUUUGCCGCCGCUGGCCAGGCCGUAGGGUUUCUGAUCUACCUGAUUGCCUACUUGUGUGUUGUCACUUACGCUCCAGUGAACAAGAUCGAUGAAGAUAUCAUUCUAGUGCAUUUUAUCGUAUCCGCUUUCAUACCAAUUGGUUCAGUCAUCAGAGCACUAUUUAUUGGGCUCAACUUAUUCUCUACCGCUUGCGACGGAAACAACUCGGCACCUAAUCCUGCAGCAAUCACCGUCUAUGGGGGGCCGAUAUUAUACCUAAUACUUCAAUCUGCCAUCCUGUUUGGAAUUCUUCUAUGGAAUGACAGUGGAGCAGGCCUGAACAUACUUCACCGCUUCACUCAGAAAUCAAUAGAUCCGCAGGCGGAUCAGACAAUUUCGGACGAGGAAGUGUCUACCGAGUUGACUAGAGUCACAAGCACACCUCAAGAUUCUGAUGGGCUCCGUGUUAUGCACCUUACCAAAUCUUUCGGCAAAAACACUGCGGUCGACAACGUGACUUUUGGUGUCAAACAUGGCGAAGUAUUCGCUUUACUGGGACCAAACGGCGCAGGAAAGUCAACAACCAUAUCGCUCAUCCGUGGCGAUAUACAGCCAAGCCGUAAUGGAGGUGACGUUCUUGUGGAAAACACAUCAGUCAGCAGACAUCGAGCGGGAGCUCGAGGACAUCUAGGUGUAUGUCCCCAGUUUGAUGCCAUCGAUUCUAUGACGGUAGAAGAGCAUUUGCGGUUCUACGCAAAAAUCAGGGGAAUAUCAGAUGUGGAUCAUAAUGUUCGUGCGGUUCUCCGAGCAGUAGGUCUCGAGGCGUAUACAAAGCGUAUGGCUCAUGAUCUGUCUGGCGGCAACAAGCGCAAGCUCUCACUUGGAAUUGCGCUAAUGGGCAAUCCCUCUGUUGUACUAUUGGACGAACCAUCAUCAGGAUUGGAUGCUGCCGCAAAGCGAAUUAUGUGGCAUACGCUCGGAGGCAUUGUCCCUGGAAGAUCUAUUCUCUUGACCACCCACAGCAUGGAGGAAGCCGAUGCGCUCGCCAAUAGAGCAGGUAUCAUUGCGAAGCGUAUGUUAGCCAUGGGCACGACGGACAACCUUCGGCAACGUUUUGGCGAUGCGUUACAUGCUCACCUCGUAAGCAAAACGGCACCACACUCUACCAAAGAGGAGAUGGAACAAAUACGACAAUGGGUCGUUCGCACGUUUCCAGGAGCACAGGUCGAGGAGAAGACUUACCAUGGACAGAUGCGAUUUUCCGUACCUGCAAGCGAAGUCACCAGUGAAAGAAGCCACGAUGGAGAUGCUAAUCAGAACGAAAAGACUGCUCAACUCCAACAACGCAGCGCGAUCGGUCAUUUGAUCGUACUACUGGAACAGCAAAAAGAGUCUCUCGGAAUUGAGCAUUACAGUGUGACACCCACUACUUUGGAUCAGGUCUUCUUGACUAUCGUUGGGCAGCACAAUGUUAAAGAAGAGAACUAUGAGGAAAUGACCAAGAAGAGUUGGUGGAAGCGCAAGUAGGCAUGACAACAACUUGCAUGGGCUGCCUUUAGGUUAACUGUAUCUGUAUAAAAUUAGAGCAACAUCAUUCACAAAGAUAGGGUCAUGUGUUGUCUGCAAAGACUAGCCUAUCAUGUUUGACGGAAUUAAACUUGACUAUUUAAAAGUUUCAAGUUAAGGAAUUUGGAGAGUUUAUAGCAAACGACCGGUACUAGCCACAAGAAAUUCCUUCAUCACAUACCAA
Messenger RNA from Truncatella angustata, 5563 nucleotides. Its product is annotated as ABC transporter. Bases 484 to 5340 code for a protein of 1618 amino acids. The transcript has a single exon. Lineage: Eukaryota; Fungi; Ascomycota; Sordariomycetes; Amphisphaeriales; Sporocadaceae. Gene Ontology annotation, molecular function: ATP binding; ATP hydrolysis activity; lipid carrier activity. The record is from RefSeq and is a predicted model, not a curated record. Gene Ontology annotation, biological process: lipid transport; transmembrane transport. Gene Ontology annotation, cellular component: membrane; intracellular membrane-bounded organelle.